GAAAGCAGCAGCAGCAGUAGUAGUAGUAUAGUAAUAAGGGGAAGAGAAUAAGAUCAAAAACAAAAUAAGGAAGGAAGGAAAGAAAAGAAAGUCCACCAUCAUGUCGUCCUUCGACCAGCCCCUCCCGCCCUUCAACGCCUCGGACCCGAGCGCCUCGUUCCUAAGCACGUCGUGCCUGGACUUCCUGAUGAUCGAGCUGGUGCCCAUGGCGUACCGCGUCGCGAACGAGCUGGAUGCGCCGGAGCAGCAGCCCGGCGCUUCUGCUGCUGAUGGGGAAAAUGGUGGCGGGGAGACGGGGACGGGGAGGCAGAAGUUGGACGAGGACGAGGAGAGGGAUGCGGUUUUCUUUAGGUUGGAUGGAUUGGGGUAUAGAGUUGGGUUGGGGCUUGUCGAGCGCUUCUCCCGCGACCGCCCACGCUUCAACGACACCCUCGACGCCAUAAAGUUCAUAUGCAAGGACCUGUGGAUGCUGGUCUUCAAGAAGCAAGUCGACAACCUCAAGACCAACCACCGCGGCGUCUACGUCCUAACCGACAACGCCUUCCGCCCCCUUUCGCGUAUGAGCGCCGAUGCCGGCGGCCACGCCGUCGUGAGGGCCCAGCCUUUCCUUUGGUUCCCCUGCGGCAUCAUCCGCGGCGCCCUCGCCGCCAUGGGCAUCGCCGCCACCGUCCAGGCCGAGACCAACGAGCUUCCCGGCGCCGUCUUCCAGAUCAAGACGGUGCCUGCCAAGCAAUGAGGUCUCGUCACCUGACUUAACCUAACCAACCUACCUAGACUACGUAUGUAUCAUCUGCCUAGGUACUUACUACAUGGCGGAAUUAUCUCCUGGCGCGCGGAACAUCCACGUAAGACAUGCAUGGCAGGAUCCAUCAUACCGGAAUUUUAGAGGCGCGGCGGCGUAAGAGGAAGGAAAAGAGGAAGGAAAGGAAAGGCAGGGUGGGAUCUAGCAUUUAGAAGUAACGGCGUUUAGGU
Messenger RNA from Daldinia vernicosa, 972 nucleotides. Its product is annotated as transport protein particle component. The record is from RefSeq and is a predicted model, not a curated record. Gene Ontology annotation, cellular component: cis-Golgi network; trans-Golgi network; TRAPP complex. Gene Ontology annotation, biological process: endoplasmic reticulum to Golgi vesicle-mediated transport; regulation of GTPase activity. Bases 101 to 736 code for a protein of 211 amino acids. Lineage: Eukaryota; Fungi; Ascomycota; Sordariomycetes; Xylariales; Hypoxylaceae. The transcript is spliced from 3 exons.